AUGUAUUCCGUACUCGUGCCCGCGGUGGCAUUGGUGCUUGCCGUCCUCUACCUCAUCGUAUAUCCCGUCGUGGAGUACUUCCGCGACCCCAAGAGGCUUCGACGCUACCCUGCCUUCAAGCCCCUGGCUGGCCUCACAAACCUCGUCUUCAUGCGAGAGGCCGCUCUCGGGUUUCGAUCGAAGACUCUCUAUGAGAAGCACAAGAAGCACCCUGUGCUACGCAUCGGACCCAACUCCCUCUCAUAUGGAACCGUCGAUGCCAUCAAGGACAUCUACGGCCAUGGAUCCAAGUGUCUUAAAGGGGAAUUCUAUGACACACUGUCCGGAACCCACUUCCAUUUGGCAGAUGUUGUCGACAAGGCCGAACAUGCUCGAAAGCGCAAGGUCCUUUCGGCCGCGUACGCCCUCAAGAACCUGGAAAGUUGGGAGUACAAGGUCUCCGACAAGGCGGAACGAUUCAUCCGUGGCGCCGACAAGGCUUGCACUGAGCCAUUGAAAGGUGGACUUCGUCCAGAGUCCGAAGAUCUCACAUUCGACUACCGUGCCUGGACCAACUUCUUCACCCUCGAUGCUAUUGCCGACAUUGGCUUGAGCGAGCGUCUCGGGUUCCUCGAUCAAGGCCAUGAUCUUGUUCGUGCUGAACGUAUGGAUGGCAGCAUCCACGAUGUAAACUUCCGAGCUUGUCUGCACUCCACAGCACUUGCCCAGUCCAUCACGGUCUGGUCCGCAGAGUGGUACAAGUUCAACCAACGACUCACAUCCUACCUGUCGCCAACCUUGCGGAAGUGGUGGGGCCUUAACAAGGGUUGGGACGGUAUUGUCUAUCACCGAGCUACCAAGCGCCUGAAGCGGUAUCAGGCAGGCGAGAAGUUGUCCGACUUCUUUCAAGCUCUGAUGGAAGAUAAGAAUGGAACUCCAAACGGUCUCGACUGGGGUGAAAUCGUCGCCGAAGUGUCUAUUAUGAUGAACGCAGGAUCCGACACAACAGCAAUCGCGAUGAACAACGUCAUGUAUUGGUUGUUGAAGAACCCAAGAUGCAUGGCCAAGCUGCGGGAAGAAAUCGACUCGGUUCUCGACCCGGAUGAGAUCGUGGCACCAUACGACAAGAUCAAACAUCUGCCGUAUCUGCGCGCCUGCUUAGACGAGUCCCUUCGUAUCGUGCCGCCGACCACCUUCGGUUUGCCCCGUCGGACACCUACGGAGGGCGCUUACAUUCUUGGGGACUUCAUCCCGGGAGACACGACAGUCUCCAUAUCGGCAUAUAUCGUUCACAGGGACCCCAAGAUCUUCCCAGAGCCUGAGUCGUACAUACCGGAAAGAUGGCUUGGUGAUAAGGGUAAAGAUCUGCAGCCAUACUUUGUCAGCUUCAGUGCGGGAGCGCGUGGCUGUAUUGGUAGGAAUAUCAGCUACCUCGAACAGACUGUACUGCUCGCGAGUGUGUUGCACAGGUACGAGUUUGCCCUGCCAUACCCCGAAUGGGAGCCCGAACGGCGGGAAGCAAUGAACUGUAUGCCCAAUGCAAUGCCAUUGAAGGUAUGGCGCCGAGAGAUCAAGUCGGAGGAAUGA
Molecule: messenger RNA, 1566 nt
Organism: Colletotrichum chrysophilum
Lineage: Eukaryota; Fungi; Ascomycota; Sordariomycetes; Glomerellales; Glomerellaceae
Exons: 1
Coding region: 1-1566 (521 amino acids)
Molecular function (GO): iron ion binding; oxidoreductase activity, acting on paired donors, with incorporation or reduction of molecular oxygen; monooxygenase activity
Source: RefSeq, a predicted model, not a curated record